GGAAAGAAGGUUCUUGACCAUCCACUUGCCCGACCGCCCCUAAAAAGUUGUUUUUGUGAAGAAUUUUGGGUAGAAACUCAAAAACACCUCACACAGACAACGAACAAUACACAUCAUCGAUCACGUUUUUGAUGUUUCCUGUGUUCUCCCACCACAAUCUCAUACUUCGUACUAUAUCAUCGACAAAAUAUUAGCCAUCAGAAAUUACGGCAAUAGAAGCACGAUGCACGAUACUUUUUUCUUUGCGGUCAAGGCAACCGUGGUCUUGAUUGUUUUUUACAACCACUUCACUGUCAAUGCGUUUGUUCCUACGACAACGAGUUCCACGUCCCCAUCGCGGUCGCAAGGACCAGAUGUUUGUACAAGCCCACUUUUUGCGGGCAUGGGGAUGGGAAUGGGGGCUACGAGUUCGAAGAAGAAAAAGGGAAAGAAGAAGAAUAAAUCCAAAGGCAGAGGCUUGUCGUCCUCUUCGAAGAAAUCUACSCCUUUCGAUGUAAACGCGUCAAUCAUUCGUCUUGAAAAAAAAUACGAUGAGCUCCAACUAAGCGCUGCGAAAGAUCUCAAGAAAGAAGAAGAAGAAGCCGAGUCCUACAGCUCUUGGUCCUCUGGCGAGAUCGAGAUGAUUACCACUGAAUACGUGAUUGCCGCCAGAGAUGCCUCAAAGAAAGGUUCCAUCCCAGACUGGGUUCCUAUCUGCCAACUCUGUCUAAAACGGCAAGAAACUGAUUUCCAUGAGGGAGCGUCGGACGAAAUUGUGCAAACGGCGAUUUCUGUCUAUUGCCGAGAGCUCUCGUUUUUGGCCGCUGAAGGCUCUCGUGUGUUUUCCACUAUUGCAAGGAACGAGAUUCAAUACAGCGUUGAAUCGAUUGAUAGCUUCCACAAAUUUGUUUACGACGAGGUCAUCGAGGGAAAGGCGAACAAGAGCCCCGAUCAAGCGAUGACGAAAGCAGAAGCACGGAAAACUUUGGGACUGUCGGAAAAUGCGGAUGAGAUCACUAAAUCCGACAUCAGAAAAGCCUACCGAAACCUUUCGUUCGAACUUCAUCCUGAUCGCUUCGAGGGUACACCGGAAGAAUGCGAAGAAGCCACCAAUCAAUUCGGACGCGUUAACCUAGCCUACGACACACUGUCGUCAGGUGUUAGAGAAGAGGGCAAGUCGUGGUACGAGUCAUUGGGAGGAAAAGAAAGAACCGGAUUUGUGGGUCCGGUGAACUUGUUGCCUCUUGGUGCGGCGCAGGAGACAAUGUCUCGACACAAGGCUGAGGCGGCCUUGUGCGGUCUCGAUCCCACUAUGGUUCAAUCCUUCGUGGCUCGUCACCUGAGAUCAUCCUAAAAAAAUCAAAACGCGAUUCAAACCUCUCURUGAUGCACGCUGUAAACUAAUAGAACCAUCGAUCAUUGUACGAUUGACAUCUAAUUGUAUGAUAAAGAAAUGACGUUAACUCAU
Messenger RNA from Pseudo-nitzschia multistriata, 1447 nucleotides. The record is from the annotation of a GenBank genome assembly. Lineage: Eukaryota; Bacillariophyta; Bacillariophyceae; Bacillariales; Bacillariaceae.